Mixia osmundae IAM 14324 is the source of this 1407-nucleotide messenger RNA. RefSeq lists its product as uncharacterized. The record is from RefSeq and is a predicted model, not a curated record. The transcript has 10 exons. The coding region runs from base 1 to 1407 and encodes 468 amino acids. Lineage: Eukaryota; Fungi; Basidiomycota; Mixiomycetes; Mixiales; Mixiaceae. Gene Ontology annotation, cellular component: cytoplasm; nucleus.
AUGCCUGUGCCCUCGGAGGAGUUGCCCAUCCUCGAAGCGCUCGUCAACAUCAGAAAUAGAUUGACAGCUCUCAAGAAAGACAGGUCAGAGUACGUGCGCGCUCAGGAUGUCCUCAACAUCUUCUCGGCCGUCAUCAAGCAAGUCACCAAGCUGAACGAUUUGCGCGACACCCGAGAUGCCAAAUCGGCAGCGGCAGAUUCGUCGACGACCAGCAGCGGAUCCCCAUCCUCCGCGUCAGCGCCUGCCGACUUUCUCGAGCCAGACCAAGCCAAUAGGCUAGAUACAACACUCAACGACGUUUUCCAGCUCCUCUCGCUCUUCUUUCUCACCAUCGGCAAGUCGCGCGAAUCACCGGCAUCUUACUGUCAGCUGGCGACCAUGAAGCAACUUCUCGACCACAUGAACGAGAGCGGCAUCUACACGGAGAACGAUCUCGCACCCUUUCAGACACGCCUGACUGAGCUGCGAGAGAUCAUCGUCAGCUCGGACAAUCCGGCCGCGCUGACCAAGCUGCUUCUCAAGAAGCACAAUGACUGCCAGAAAAUGGUCGAUGUCCUCGUCAAAGGCCUUUCACGGCUGAGCCACGAGCUCGUGCCUAUACAUCAGCGUCUGAUAACCAUCAGGAGGCAGCUUGCCGCAAUAUACUCCAAGCCGACAGCCAAGAUGAACAAGGCCGACAUUGAAGUUCUCAAGGAGGAGCUGCGGACGAUAGACUCAAAGCGCGUCGACGGCAAAUUCCUAGGGCCGGGCGGCUCAUCUGUCCCGGAGGGUCAAGCACUGUUGGCGGGCAUCUUGUCCAAUAACUUUGAUCUCUGCGAAGAGAUCGCAGCAAGGGGCGAGGACGUCGCGCCGCCGCUCAAAUUGAUCUAUGAUCGUCUGAGCGAGAUGCGAGCUCAGCUCGAGCGACUCACUCUCACGCAUCGAUGGACACUACGCGAGACAGAUCUUUACAAUUAUCAAAUAUCACUUCAAGAGAUCGACAGCAUGCGGGUUGACGGUCGGUUUGUCGACAGCGAGGGCAACAAGCCGGACGGUCAGCUGGUCCUGCUCUAUCUGCUGCGACGAUGCUAUGGCCUCAUCUACCGACUCAUGGCGUCCUCUGAGCCGAUAGCAGAGGAGCUCAUGCCGAUAGCAAACAAAUUGUCGACCGUCAAACGUUGUCUUACGGAGCUGUCACGGUAUGGCGGUCCCUACUCCACUCGCGACCUGUAUCCGUACCAGCUCGCGCUUUCACAGAUUGACGCUAUUCGGGUCGACGGCAAGUUCAUGGGCGCCAGUGGAGACGUACCAGAAGGCCAAGCAAUAUUGCACGCAACAAUGUCGGAAUGCCACGAGAUCAUUCAGUCGCUCAAGGAAGAGAUGGAGCAACAGCAGGGGGAAGAAGAGAGAGGCGUGCUUAGCUCCUGA